This is a messenger RNA of Solanum stenotomum, 381 nucleotides long. RefSeq lists its product as uncharacterized. Bases 1 to 381 code for a protein of 126 amino acids. NCBI's taxonomy places the organism in Eukaryota, Viridiplantae, Streptophyta, Magnoliopsida, Solanales, Solanaceae. The record is from RefSeq and is a predicted model, not a curated record. The transcript has a single exon.
AUGCUGAAGCAACUACAUGUGAAUAUUCCUUUCACUGAGGCAAUCACUCAGAUGCCUGGAUAUGCUAAAUUUCUGAAGGAAGUUUUAUCCAGCAAGAGAAAAUUGGAGAAAACAUCAGUAGUCAAGUUGAAUGCUCAUUGUAGUACCAUCCUUCAAAAUAAAUUACCUCAGAAAUGUGGUGAUCUAGGUAGUUUCACUAUUCCAUGUGCGUUAGGGGCUGCUAGAUUUGAGAAAUCCUUUUGUGACUCAGGAGCUUCUAUAAACCUCUUACCUUUGCUCAUAUUCAAAAAGUUGGAAGGAGAGCUCAGAAUCAUAAAAUCUAUCCCAAUAUCCUUACAAUUGGCUGACCAAUCCACCAUUAUUCCUGAAGGGGAUAGUUAA